UUAUGUCUCAGCUAACCAACGACACAUGUGUCAGUGUUUUACAUUUGGGAGUCAUCCAAGACAGGUUGCAAAACACGAAAGUUCUUGUCGUCCUUGAUGAUGUGGAUCAUUUAGAACAAGUGGAAGCCAUGGCAAAAGAAACUUACUGGUUUGGUCCGGGGAGUCGGAUUAUAAUCACUACACAAGAUCAAAAGGUUUUAAAAGCAAGUGGGGUCAAGCAUAUACACAAGGUGAAUUUACCAUCAUAUGAUGAAGCUCUCCAAAUGUUCUGCAUGUACGCUUUUGAUCAGAAAUACCCAAAGGAUGGUUUCCAGGAGCUUGCUUGUAAAGUUAGGGAUCUUGUAGGUGGACUUCCACUGGGGCUAAAAGUUAUGGGCUCAUAUUUUCGGGGAAUGUCCGAGCAAGAUUGGAGAGAGGCAUUACCAAAGUUACAGGAACACCUUGAUAGAGAUGGAGAAAUUGCAAGCAUUUUAAAGUUUAGUUAUGAUUCCUUAUGUCAUGAAGAUAAACGUUUAUUUCUUCAUAUAGCCAUCUUUUUCAACGGUGAGAAGAUUGAUAUAGUGGAAGGCUGUCUAGCAAAAUGUUUUUUGGAUGUGAGACAUGGGCUUCGCGUCUUAACUGAAAAAUCUCUCAUAUCUGUGUUUUUGGGAGAAAUAGAGAUGGCUAAGUUGCUAGUUGAACUGGGAAGAAAAAUUGUGCGAGAACAAUCGGUUGAUGAGCCUGGAAAACGCCAAUUUUUGACUGAUGCAAUUGAUGUUGAUGAAGUAUUGAGUGAUGAUAGAGCAGAAAGUAGCAGCGUCAUAGGAUUUACUAUUGGGACUUUUCAGGAAAUAACAUGGACAAGUGAAAGAGCCUUUGAAAGAUUGACUAAUCUUCAAUUCCUUAGAAUACUUGGCAAAGGCGUUAGUCCGCAAAGUAUGAACCACAUAUCCCAAAAACUUAGAGUACUAAUUUGGUAUGAAUCCACGAUGACAUGUUUCCCUUCAACUUUUAAUCCAAAGUUCCUAGUCAAACUAGAGAUGAGGAAUAGCAAACUUAAGAAACUGUGGGAAGAAACAAAACCGCUCAACAAUCUCAAGUGGAUGGAUUUGAGUAGUUCAGAAAUUUUGGAAGAGCUUCCAGAUCUUUCAACUGCCACUAAUCUAUAUGACUUGAAUCUCAGCUAUUGCUCAAACCUGGUGAAGCUCCCUUACUCAAUUGGGAAUGCAACUAAUCUCAGAAAAUUGAAACUCAGUCAUUGCUCAUAUUUGAUGGAUCUCCCUUCUUCUAUUGGGAAUUUAACUAAUCUUCAAGAACUGAAUCUCGGUGUUUGCUCAAGUUUGGUGGAGCUACCUUCCUCUAUUGGGAAUGUAAAAAAUCUUCAUGAACUGAAUCUCAGUGGUUGUUCAAGCUUGUUGGAGCUCCCUUCUUCUAUUGGGAAUGCAACUAAUCUCCAAAAAUUGAACAUCAGUCAUUGCACAAGUAUGGUGGAGCUUCCUUCCUCAUUAUCUGGUCUACAUCACCUUGCACUAAAUGGAAUGAAGAGGUUGGUAUCACUCCCGCACCUUCCCGAUUCACUGUGUAAACUAGAUGCAGAAACUUGUGAGUCCCUGGAGAGUCUAGAUGGCUCCUUUCGAAAUCCGGAUAUUCGUCUCAAUUUCCGUAACUGCUUCAAACUAAAUCAAAAAGCAAGAGAUCUCAUCAUCCGGAAUCCGACCAAUGAAUAUGUAGUCUUUCCCGCUGAAGAAGUGCCUGAGUGCUUCACUUACCGAUCAUCUGGGAGUUCCUUGACUGUGAAGUUAAAUCAAAAGCCUCUUGGUAAAUCAACCAAAUUUAAGGCUUGCAUCAUAUUACCUGGCGAUGUGGACGAAAAUGACUUAAGAUGUUGGCGAAGAGCAUAUCUCUGUUGUAGAAUCACCUCCGGAGGGAAUGAUCUCAAUACUUGUUUUAGAAUAGCAGAACAGGUUUUUGGGGGGCAUCUGUACGCAUUCGAGGUUGAGGUUGAAACAGAGGAGAUGACUUCCACCGAGGUUGUUUUUGUUUUUGAGUUCGAGAUCCAGUUCGAGUAUUCACUUGUAGACAGGUCCGAAGAAUGGGAGAUAAAAGAAUGCGGGAUGCUUCAACUCUAG
Messenger RNA from Eruca vesicaria subsp. sativa (arugula), 2108 nucleotides. The record is from the annotation of a GenBank genome assembly. NCBI's taxonomy places the organism in Eukaryota, Viridiplantae, Streptophyta, Magnoliopsida, Brassicales, Brassicaceae.